ACUGCGUCCAUGUGAAUGAAGCCGUGCACAGAAAGUAAGAAAGAAAAGGAAAGCAGGAGGCCAACGCGAAGCCCAAGAAGAGAGCGGAGCGGAGGAAGAAGAAGACGCGGCAUCAUGGCGGCGGCUCAUGCGGCGGCGGCGCCGGCGCCGGCGUCCCCCACCCACCGCGCGUCCAUCCAGGCGACGUCGACCCCGCCGUACCCCAGUGCGGCCCGGAUCGCCGACUCCUCCUGCUUCCCCCAGUACACCGCCUCCCUCAAGUGUCUGGAGACCAACCAGGACAAGAGCAAGUGCCAGCAGAAGUUUGACGACUACAAGGAGUGCAAGAAGAGAGAGAGGGAGGCUCGGCUGGAACGGAACCGGAGCCGGACAUUGUUCGGGUGAGCAAUCCGAGGACCACUGUGCAGUGAAGUGGAAAAGUUAAUGCUAGUGAAACCGUGACUUUGUUUAAUUUCCUGUUGUUAAUUUAAGCUGUUAAAGCUAGAAAGUAGUAGAGCACUGUGGUUUCAUAGAGAUGUAAGGACAAGAUGUCACUGGAGAGUUUCUUCAAUAAAAUGGUACUUCCGGAAA
Messenger RNA from Hordeum vulgare subsp. vulgare (domesticated barley), 570 nucleotides. Its product is annotated as cytochrome c oxidase-assembly factor COX23, mitochondrial. The record is from RefSeq and is a predicted model, not a curated record. Bases 16 to 384 code for a protein of 122 amino acids. The transcript is spliced from 3 exons. NCBI's taxonomy places the organism in Eukaryota, Viridiplantae, Streptophyta, Magnoliopsida, Poales, Poaceae.